AUGACAGGGCGUGGAGUCUUGCAAGGCCAGAAUUACCUAGGUAGCCUUACCCUUAAGGAAACUCACAACAUAUUCCUGUGGUACAUGGCUGCAAAUAAACUUAAACUAGAGUUUCCGCUCACAAAAAGAAAUGGGCUUGUACCUCAGCAAUGCCAUCGAUUUCAGUCAUCUGCAUAUGACAGUAAUCAGUGCAGGUACAGAGGGCUGUAUGACAGUUCUCAUUUUGCUGUAGACAAAUGGUCAUUUAUAGCAGGACCGGUAAUGUAUGGGUCAAGCUGUGGCAAAGCUGAAUACAGCAUCAAAAUUGAACUGAAGCACUUAGGGGUAGUCCACACUCAAAAUCUGACAAAGUUUACCUCCAAUGGCUCCAGCAAUACUUUCUCUGUGUUUUUUGAACACCCUGUGCAGGUUGAGCAAGAUACGUUCUACCAUGAAAGUGUUAUCUCAACAGUAAUGACUGAAGUGCAGUGUGGGAAAGUGACAUUCUGGUUCCAGCGCUCCUCAGACAGUGCUAAUGGAAGUGGAGCACACGGAGGACAAACACCUGAGCUCAUUUUCUAUGCAUGA
This is a messenger RNA of Pygoscelis adeliae (Adelie penguin), 567 nucleotides long. Its product is annotated as BTB/POZ domain-containing protein 6-B-like. Lineage: Eukaryota; Metazoa; Chordata; Aves; Sphenisciformes; Spheniscidae. The record is from RefSeq and is a predicted model, not a curated record. Gene Ontology annotation, biological process: neurogenesis. Gene Ontology annotation, cellular component: cytosol.